Leptinotarsa decemlineata (Colorado potato beetle) is the source of this 1209-nucleotide messenger RNA. RefSeq names its product selenoprotein F. Gene Ontology annotation, cellular component: endoplasmic reticulum lumen. NCBI's taxonomy places the organism in Eukaryota, Metazoa, Arthropoda, Insecta, Coleoptera, Chrysomelidae. Gene Ontology annotation, molecular function: oxidoreductase activity. The record is from RefSeq and is a predicted model, not a curated record.
GGUCCAUCAAAGCGAGGCAACGCUCGUAAGGCUCAGUGUGGACGGGUAUGCGUUGUGCAAUGCGUUGCAUACCUACAGUAAAAAACAUGGAGUGGUCGCAAGAAGAAGUUUUAGGUCUAAUUAAAGAAUAUCAAUCACGGUCGAUGUUAUGGCAAGGAGAACGCUUGGGCUGAAAUUGCAGCGGUACUCGAUAGAGACGUAAAUGAAGUACAGACGGGAAAAGGCACGAGUUAAAAAAUCAUUGGGUAGUGGAAAAGGUACUGAUGACAUAUACAAGUCUAAGUGGUUUGUAUUCGAAGCCCUCAAAUUCCUAAACGAAAAUGAACCAAGGAAAACAACAGACAGUUUAGCAACAGCUUCCGAGGGAAACGAGAUUGAGGAAGAAGAAAGUGACGAUCUUGACAACACACAGUCAGAAAAUAUUAGCGAGCUUGAAUCCACACCAGUAAUUGAUACUGGAACCACACACCAAAAUACCCCAAAGAAAGGAUUUAAGUCUCCCAAAAAAUGUGUCAUUAAACGCAGGAAAGUUGCCGAAAAUCCAAUGGUUUCUGAGGCAUAUGGGUAUUUAAAAAAAGUGGCGUCUACAUCUGCCUUCACUCCCGUGUCAGAUGAUUGUGUAGUCUUUGGUAGCCACGUUGGAAAUGCAAUUCGUAACUUCGACGCUCGGCUACGUUCAAUUGCUCGACACAAAAUAAAUAAUAUAUUAUUUCAGUUAGAGCAGACUCAAUAUGAUCAACCAACAAUAUUUCCUCCGCAACCUACUGUCGUAUUCCCUCAGCAACCAGUACAAACUACUCAACAUCGGGUUAUGACACAGCCAGUAGCUCAACUAACGUUAUUACAAUCCAAUCCACAAAUAUUCACGCAACCUCAUUUCACACCUUAUUCAUCUUUUAUAGGCAGGACUAUUUCUCCCGUAAAUACUUUUUCUUCAAGCUCCCAACUUUCACCGGUCACUUAUGAUUCGCAAACAUCCAUAUCCCGAUCAUCCACCCCUCAUUCCAUGCCUCAAUCUGAUUUACCUGUUUACUUCAGCAGUUACAAUGCUGAGAUUGAUGGUGACCAAACACUGCUUUCCUAAGUCAAUGUUGAGUGUUUUAAAAAAGAAUUUGAAACAUUUCGAUUAUUCCCAAGGGUCAGAUAUAAUUCUUUUGAAGUUUAGUUACAAUGCGUUGCUUUACAUGAAUAAAUUUUGUCACUAAUUAA